GCUUCCUGUUUUUCACAGCUUCUCUGUCCUUCUGCUCGCUCCAAAACCACUCUCCAGAUGAACGUCUGUCCCAGUCCUGGAGGAGACAGCAGCUCCUGGUUCUGUGGAAGUGUGAUGACGCCAGCAGACCUGUUGAACAUCCUGGAAGAUCUGGGAAAUGAGGAGUUUGAUAAGUUCAAGUGGUUCCUGCAGCAGGCCGACAGCCUUCAAGGCCUCGCAGCGAUCAAGAAGAGCCACCUGCAGACAGCGAACAGGACGGACACCGUGGACCUGAUGGUCCAGACCUACAGACUUCCUGGAGCUGUGGGGGCGACUAGGAAGCUUCUAGAGAGGAUCGGCAGGAACGACCUGCUGCAGAGUUUGUCUGCCAGCAGCUCCUCACCAGAAGAGAACGUCAGUGAUGUUGGUGAAACUUCAGAGAACGGUGGACCUUCCUCCUCUCAAAGUCAGGCUCCUCUUCCUCAAUCUGAAGAUGCGAUGGUUCCAGCUCCAGAGCCAUGCUCCAUCACCUCUUACCAACGGAUGCUUCAAUCAAACUUCCAGGAUAAGUUCAUGUGCGCACAAGAAGGCUGGGCAGCAGAUAAACAGCGUCUGGUUGAUAUCUACACGGAGCUGUACAUCACAGCCGGCUGUCACGUUCACAUCGACACGCAGCAUGAAGUCCGGCAGAUUGAGAGGGUAUGGAAGCCAGCAGAAACAGAGAAACCAGUGAAAACCAGAGACAUGUUCAAACAUCCUUCUGGAGAAUACCGACCCAUAAAAACUGUCCUGACCAGUGGAAUCGCUGGAAUUGGAAAAACCUUCCUCGUGCACAAGUUUGUGCUGGAUUGGGCUGAACAGAGAUGCAAUCAAGACGUGCAUCUUCUUUUCCCCUUCACCUUCCGUCAGCUGAACCCACUGAAGGGGGAGAAGUUCACUUUGGCACAGCUCAUCCAUGAAUGUAUCCCAGAAACUGUGGACAUCAAAGAGGAAGCUCUUAAUUCCAUAUUUACGAGUCUUCAGUCAUCAGGAAACAGCAACUACGACAAAAGCAAAUUCAAACUUCUGUUUGUGUUUGAUGGACUGGACGAGAGUCGCCUUCAUCUGGACCUUCACGUUGAUGACAUUCGCUCCGUGGAUGUUACAGAGUCAACUAAAACAGAAGUUCUGAUGAGGAAACUCAUCAAUGGAAAACUUCUGCGCUCUGCUCGCAUCUGGAUAACUACGCGACCUGCCGCAGCCAAUCAGAUCCCUCGAAAGUUUAUCAGCUGUAUGACUGAGGUCAGGGGCUUCACUGAUCCUCAGAAAGACCAGUUUUUCAGGAAGAAGUUCAGAGUUGAGGACCAGGCCAACAGAAUCAUCUCCCACAUCAGGACAUCACGAAGCCUCCACAUCAUGUGUCACAUCCCAGUUUUCUGCUGGAUCACUGCUACGGUUCUGGAGGACAUGCUGAAAACCAGACAGGGAGGAGAGCUGCCCAGGACCCUGACUGAGAUGUACACAGAGUUCCUGGUGUUCCAGAUCGAUCUGACCAAAGACAAGUAUGGUCCAGAGAAGAGCAUUCAGUGCAUUGAGUCGUUAGCAAAACUGGCUUUUCAGCAGCUCGAGAAGGGAAACCUGAUCUUCUACGAGAAUGAUAUGAGAGAGAGCGGCAUCGAUUUCAGUGAGGCGUCGGUGUGUUCGGGAGUGUUCACAGAGAUCUUCAGAGAAGAGCGUGGGAGGAAAGAGAGAGAAAAGAUGUUCAGCUUUGUCCACCUGAGUGUUCAGGAGUUUCUGGCUGCUGUUCAUGUCAGGAUGUCACUUAUUAAGCAUAACCAAAGUGUCAUAGGCUUGCCACCAAAAAUGUCCCUGAAAUAUCUUCCACAACUGUUGAGCAAGAAGACCCCAACAGUGACCCACAGGAUUUUCAUUGACAAGGCUUUACAGAGUCCAAAUGGACACCUGGACUUGUUCCUCCGCUUCUUCCUGGGUCUUUCACUGGAGACCCAUCAGGAUAGACUAAGGGACCUGCUAAUAAAGUCAGACAGAAGCUCAGAGACCAGACAGGAAACAGUCCAGUACAUUAAGAAGAAGAUCAGUGAGGACCUGUCUGCAGAGAGGAGCAUCAAUCUGUUCCACUGUCUGAAUGAACUGAAUGAUGGUUCUCUGGUGGAGGAGAUCCAGCACUACUUGAGUUCAGAACGUCUCUCCACAGAGAAACUGUCUCCUGCUCAGUGGUCAGCUCUGGCCUUCGUCUUACUGUCUUCAGAAGAAGAUCUGGAGGUGUUUGACCUCAAGAAAUACUCUUCAGAGGAAGCUUCGGAGGAGGCUCUUCUGAGGCUGCUUCCAGUGGUCAAAGCCUCCAAGAAAGUUAUGCUGGCCCACUGCAAACUCUCAGAGAGAAGCUGUGGAGCUCUGUCCUCUAUUCUCAGCUCAGAGUCCUCUAAUCUGAACGAGCUGGACCUGAGCACCAACGACCUGCAGGAUUCAGGAGUGAAGCUGCUGUCGGCCGGACUGGAGAGUCCACACUGUACACUGGAGAUUCUCAGGUUGUCGGGGUGUAUGAUAGCAGAGGAAGGCUGUGCUUCUCUGGCUUCAGCUUUGAGCUCCAACUCCUCCCAUGUGAGAGAGCUGGACCUGAGCUACAACCAUCCAGGGGAGUCAGCAGUGGAGCUUCUGGCUGCAGGACUGAGGGAUCCACGAUGGAGGCUGGACACUCUCAGGCUGGAACAUGGUGGCGAACAGAGGCUAAAACCUGGACUGAGGAAAUAUUUUUGUAAACUCAUCGUGGACAGGAACACUAUGAACAGGAAUCUUAAACUGUCUGACGACGGCAGAAAGGUGACACGUGUGGAUGAAGAGGAACCGUAUCCCUAUCAUCCAGACAGGUUUAAAUUCUGGAAACAGCUGCUGUGCACCGCUGGUCUGACUGGUCGCUGCUACUGGGAGGUGGUGUGGGAAGGAUGGGUCUAUAUAUCGGUGAGUUACAGAGGAAUCAAAAGGAUUGGAGGCAGCAGGGACUGCUGGUUUGGAUGGAACGAACAGUCCUGGAGUCUCAGGUGCUCAGAAGAGGGCUACUUUGUCUGGCACAACGACAAAAGGACGGAGCUGUCCUCCUCCAGCGUCUCUCACAGAGUAGCGGUGUAUGUGGACAUUCCUGCCGGCAUCCUGUCCUUCUACAGAGUCUUGUCUAACUCGCUGAGCCACCUCCACACCUUCAACACCACCUUCACUGAGCCUCUCUAUCCUGGCUUCAGAUUAUUUGCUCAUUCCUCUGUGUUUCUUUGUUCUUUGUAAAAUAUAAUCCAUGACAGAUUCAAAGUUGUGCUUCAAACAAAAGAGGGGAAUUUAAAAUUAAUCUGUGAAAACUGAAACACUUUUAGAAGUGUUUUUUUUUUUAGAAGUAUAUGUUUUUGGACUGUGGGAGGAGCCACACUCAGAAGGUUCUAAGCCAGAGU
Molecule: messenger RNA, 3416 nt
Organism: Cololabis saira (Pacific saury)
Lineage: Eukaryota; Metazoa; Chordata; Actinopteri; Beloniformes; Belonidae
Product: NACHT, LRR and PYD domains-containing protein 12-like
Exons: 8
Coding region: 58-3255 (1065 amino acids)
Molecular function (GO): protein binding
Source: RefSeq, a predicted model, not a curated record